Molecule: messenger RNA, 2125 nt
Organism: Nematocida parisii ERTm1
Lineage: Eukaryota; Fungi; Microsporidia
Exons: 1
Coding region: 1-2016 (671 amino acids)
Biological process (GO): protein ubiquitination; ubiquitin-dependent protein catabolic process
Cellular component (GO): cullin-RING ubiquitin ligase complex
Molecular function (GO): ubiquitin protein ligase binding
Source: RefSeq, a predicted model, not a curated record
AUGGAUCCUCCAGUAGCCAGCAUAAACACAGAAAGAUUUACGACGUACUGGGAAGUAAUUCAAGGAGAGGCGAACAAACUGGCAAGUGGAGUGAAAUGCAGUGGCAUGAAGAUAUACUCGUCUAUAUACCACAUUGUGUGUGGCGGGGACGUAUCAUACGCCGUGCGCCUUCACUGGUGCAUCGGAAAGUUCUUCUUUGCAUUCUGUGUCAAGCUAAGAGAAAAAAUACAGGGAGAAGAUUGGGUGAAAGAGUACGCCGCUGCAUUCAAUAUAUACGAAAACACCGUAGAAACAAUAGAUCUUCUAUCUCUCCACUUAAAUGAAGCUAUUCUGGAAAACAAAGAGUGCAAAAAUGUGAAAGACCUUGGGUAUAUUAUCUGGGAAAGGUGCAUUCUUAGACAGAGGUAUGAAGGAAACCUCCCCGCUUUAUCUGAGUCGCUUCCAAAAAGAAGAAAGUACGCCGAGGUGUGCCUUAGAUCUCUUAGUAAAAUUAUUACCAACUCCGAGAACCGAUUUGAGUACUACAAGAACAACUAUGAGGCAGGGCUUUUUUCCCUUAUCAUAGAAGAGUUUAAGUACGCAGUCAACAUUCAAGGUGAGAUAAAACUAGCCAGCUAUCUUUUAAAGUGCAGCAAUUGCAUUAAAGACAGCAUAAAGACAUACACACCGCUUUUACUUCCUAUUUCUUUACCUGCAUUAGAAGAAGCAUUGGAAAAGGUUAUUUUCUCAAAGCAUCCACACGCUGUAAAAGAGGAGAUGCUACGAAUUCUUAUGAAAAAAGACAAACAGGAGAUAAAAGACCUAUGCCUGUCUGCGCGCCUAUUAAGUAAAAAGGUUUUCCCUGCAUUUCUUGAGUGUAUAAAAGAGUUUAUCAAUAAUACGUGGACCACUGAAAAAACAUGCCAGGCUGCAAUAGCCACAUACAUUGAGCUGUCUGACCUUUUAAUGCCGGAUAAGUGUGCAAAAACACUGUGUGUGCUUAAAAAGGUUCUUUCUACAAAAAUAUCUCUGGCAGGAAUAGGCAAAGAGAUGGGAGACUAUCUUGAGUCUCUUAUCAAUGAAAAAAACGUGGACAAGAUCAAGCAGAUGAAUAUUCUUUUAGACUCCUUGCCCAUAAAAGAAGAAAAACAGGUUUUCUAUAACAUGUAUACAUCCAAGCUAGCAGAAAGGCUUUACUCCCUUAAGUUUGAUCCUGCUGUUGAAAAAGAAACCAUAGUCAAUUUAAAUCUACCGUGGCUGCUUAAAAAGAAAGUUAACAAAAUAUUUGAUGAUAUGGUGCAGAGCACUAAUGAGAAUGAACUAUUUAAGCAGGCAUAUGGUGCAGAGCACUUUAGAUACCUUACUUCAAAUAGCAACGAAAUAUUCUUUUACGGAAUUAUUACGACUGCCUGUGUAUGGCCUAUUUCUGAAGAAGCAAUUCAGACAACACGCUUUCCUGCUGAGAUAGACAGCAUUCUCACUGCAUUUUCUGGCCAGUAUCUUGCAAAGCACGCUAGAAGAAGACUUGCUUGGGCCGAUGCCUUAUCUAUAAUUGAAGUUGAGAUUACGACAGAUAAAGUAUAUAACGUGUCGAUGAGUCUUACACACUAUUCUGUUUUAGAUAUAGUUGAGAAGAGUCCUGGCAUGCUUGACCAUAUCUCAAAAGAGGCAGGCCUGUCCACAAAAGCUACUGCAAAUCUAAUCGAGCCUUUUGUUCGGCUUUCAAUUAUACAGUGCACUAACGAAAUUUACAGCAUUAAUAGCAAGUUUACCUCUGCAACAGAGAAUAUAACAAUACAAGCAGCAGAAAGCACGCUUAAAAGAAUAGGAAAUAGAAAGUCAUACUAUCAGGCAUGGAUCUCGCGAAAGCUAAAGCAAAUGGGAGAGUGCCCGCUUAAUGCUCUUUCAGACACACUGCAGAAAACACAUACCAGCAUUUUUGAAUGGAAUGUGCAGGAGUAUAGCGAAGCCCUUAGAAGCCUGAAUGACCGAGGAUUAGUUGAAAUUGCAGACACCACAAUAAAAUACCUCCCAUAGACAGUUGAUAUCUAAUGUGGCAUGUAUGCAUAGGGAAAUUCUCGUUUUUGCUAAAUUUCUGAUCUUUACACACUGUACUAACCCGAAAUUAAAAUAAAUCAAAUAACUA